UUUACGCCACACAAGUGCACAGAGCACAAAACUGCAAAGACAUAAUGAAGAGAAAACUAUGUUUUAUUGUUUUCUGAACUGUGGAUGACUGUACUGUUUGGAUAAAGAGAACUGUGAAUUGCUCUUGUCUGAAAAGAACACCAGCAUGUCUCCCACAGCUGUGCUCACGGUCGUCUGGAAGCGGAAGAGGAGAAGAAGGGCUCCUACUCCCCAGUCACUGCCAGUGUUAAUGGCCACAGAGGCCUUCCCCUAUCACUGCCUGUGUCCACAUCCACGGAGGUCGUUCCCCUAUCACUGCCCAUGCUCCCGACCAUGGAGGUCGUUACCCUAUCAUGCCCGUGUCCACAACCACAGAGGUCGUUACCCUAUCACUGCCAAUACUCACGACCACGGAGGUCGUUCCCCUAUCACUGCCCAUGCUCACGACCACGGAGGUCAUUCCCCUGUCACUGCCAGUACUCUCAGCCACAGAGGCCAUUUCCCAGUCACUGCCAGCGCUCCUGACCACGGUGACUCUGCCCUCAGAGCCUUUCAUGACUCCGCCCUCAUAGCCUUUUACGAUUCCCCCUUAGAGCCUUCCACAACUCUGCCCUCAGAGCCUUCCACGACUCUGCCCUCAGAACCUUCAACGAGUCCUUCCUCAGAGCUUUCCACGACUCCACCCGCUCCUCCAGAGACUCCUCCUCCAGCGGCUCUGCCCGCUGCUCCAAAGACUCCUCCUCCAGUGUUCACGUCUGCUCCCCCAGAGACUCCUCCUACAGCGGUCCCAUCCGCAACCCCAGAGACUCCUCCUACAGCAUUCCCGUCUGCUCCUCUUGUGAUUCCUCCUCUAGUGGUCACGUCCGCUCCUCCUAUGAUUCCUCUUCCAGCGGCUCCGCCCGCUCCUUUUGAGACUCAUCCUCCAGCGGCUCUGCCCGCUUCUCCUGAGACUCAUCCAGGGACUCAAUUCCCUGCUCCUCCUGCGGCUCUGCCCAUUCCACCUUUGGCUCAACUCCGUGAACCAACUGUGGCUCCACCCCCUGACCCAGUCCUAGGGCCAAGCACACAAACAACAUGUAAGGAAGUAUCACUGGACAUCUCUAAUUAUGACUUUAAUAAAAGCACCAUAAAAACAUAG
Molecule: messenger RNA, 1117 nt
Organism: Myxocyprinus asiaticus (Chinese sucker)
Lineage: Eukaryota; Metazoa; Chordata; Actinopteri; Cypriniformes; Catostomidae
Exons: 2
Coding region: 146-1117 (323 amino acids)
Source: RefSeq, a predicted model, not a curated record